UGUGUGUUGUUGUGUUGACUGUGUGGGCGAGGGCAGCGGGUUUGUGUUGGUUUUGGAGCUGUUGGUCAUUUAAACAUCGCCCCAGUCCUUCAUUUCGGCUUUCAGUUCGCAUAAAGGAGCCCGUGUUGUGUUGUGUUGUGUUGUGUUGUGUUGUGAUGGGCGGCUACGGGGUGAUGGCGAAUGAAGAAUCCGUAGAUUAUUCCGUGCAUGAAGCCUGGAACGAAGCGACCAACGUUUACCUCCUAGUUAUUUUGGUCAGCUUCGCGCUGCUGAUGUACGCUAGAAAGAAUAAGAGGAAGAUCAUGCGCAUCUUCACAAUGCCACCCACGGUCGCAGCCACACCAGAGCCAAACUUCUACGACAGUUUGCAGAAAGUUCGGCUAAGGCAACAGCUGGAAAUGUAUUCUCUUGCAAGAAAGUUUGAUCAGCAGCACCAGCAGGCUCAGGCCCAGGAGAGUGUGCAGCUUUCGAUGGAGUGAGUGAGACCCCCAAUGUGAAAAAGCUACAUGCUUGAUAUUGUGUUAUUUAUGCAUCAAACACUUCGGCUCGGAUCUUUAAGUUACUUUAAGCUGCAGUGCUCUUGUUUUUUUCUUUUUCUUCCUACACUGAAACCCAAGUACGGUAACAGAGCACAGUGAAGAGCACUUACACUGUGGGAAAAUGACUGUAUCUAACUGGGAGAUCUUAAUAUGUUUUUCUUUUUACUUGAAGGACGUUUGUACCUCUUUAAUCAUUCCCACAUUGCCAAAAUUAGGGUCCAUUAUGUUACUUUCAGAUUGUGAAACUGAAUCAUUGUGGUGUACUGCUGCCAUCUAGUGGUUGUUUUGGAUAGUGCUGGAACUGGUUUAUGGAAUGGCAAAUAUAUUUUUUUCUGUUUCUAUUUGGUUAAAUAGCGCGUUUGAAGACAUCAUAUGGUUAGAAACACAGUCAACAAAUAUAUUUUAAAGAGAGAAAAACUUUGUCUGCCUUUAAAAGUCUUCAAAAAUACAUUUAUAUUAUUACAGCACAAGAUAUACUUUUGGCUACAUAUCGCCCUCUGGUGGUGUUUUUGGUUUACUUCACCAUAUGUAAUGCAAAUAGGCAGUUUUCUCUUCUCCUUUGUAUCUCUACUCAAUCUAAAUGGGCAUUUCAUACUGUUUUUGUACUUGCAAAUCAGAUCAUUAGGUAAUUUUUACUUCUAUUUUAGUCAAGAUGAGGCACUGCAUUCUGUAAACGUUUCCCCACCCUCUUUGUUUUUAAGGAACCGCCUUUUGGGGGUGUGCAUGUUUGGGCUGCUUAAGUCCUGGUAGUUUUUAUGGUUCUGUUGCCUGAUGUAGCAGCUUUGAUUUAACUUUUAACAUCUCAAACCUUUGAUCACUUCUGUUUUCCAGUAAACACUAUCAAUUUACAUGGUUACACCCAGUAGAAGUAUGGAAAUCAUUGUUUUACACAUAGAUCCACAGAAAAGUACACUGUAAAUGUAAAUGUAAAUAAAGUAAUGGAAA
This is a messenger RNA of Colossoma macropomum (tambaqui), 1484 nucleotides long. RefSeq names its product small integral membrane protein 19 (gene smim19). The transcript is spliced from 3 exons. The record is from RefSeq and is a predicted model, not a curated record. Bases 156 to 479 code for a protein of 107 amino acids. Lineage: Eukaryota; Metazoa; Chordata; Actinopteri; Characiformes; Serrasalmidae.